AAAGAAUUGAUAACUUAUGAAUAAAAACCUCAUCAUUUUGUAAAAGUUUUCCCUUGUUCGCAUGAUGUGUCAUUUUGGAAGAUCAUUUUAAUUGGUCCUGAAUAAACUCCUUAUUUAGGUUGGAGUAUAUAUUUUGUAUAUGAAAUUUCCUUAAGAAUAUCCAAUUCAACCACCUGAUCUAAGAUUUUUAACUUCAAUUUAUCAUUAUAAUAUAAACAUUCAAGGUAGAAUUUGUCAUAGUAUUUGGGGUAGAAAUUAUACACCUGAUACAAGAGUUCUUUAAAUCUUUGAAGUCAUUUAUGGUAUUUAUAAAUAAAAUUUUUAGGUCUUCUUAUGACUCCUGAACCAGAUGAUCCAUUAGAUACAACCAUAGCUUCAGAAUAUAUGCAAGACUUAAAAAUUUAUUAAUAAAAAGCAACCAUUCACACUCUUUAAUAUGCCAAGAGACCAAUGGAUGAAGUAUUGAAAGAAAUUCUAGGAAAUGUAGUUGAGGAAAUCUCCUUAAGUGACAUUGAAUUACAGGAAAAAAUAAACGAAAUUCAUGUUUGGAUUAAUAAUUCCAGUAAACCAUAAUGA
This is a messenger RNA of Paramecium sonneborni, 576 nucleotides long. The record is from the annotation of a GenBank genome assembly. Lineage: Eukaryota; Ciliophora; Oligohymenophorea; Peniculida; Parameciidae.